Molecule: messenger RNA, 1044 nt
Organism: Aspergillus chevalieri
Lineage: Eukaryota; Fungi; Ascomycota; Eurotiomycetes; Eurotiales; Aspergillaceae
Product: 4'-phosphopantetheinyl transferase family protein
Exons: 1
Coding region: 1-1044 (347 amino acids)
Cellular component (GO): cytosol
Molecular function (GO): magnesium ion binding; holo-[acyl-carrier-protein] synthase activity
Source: RefSeq, a predicted model, not a curated record
AUGGCACUCAAACAGCACAAUGACAGACCAUCCCUCGUCCGGUGGUACAUCGACACUCGACCACUGACAACAAGCACUUCUUCCCUCCCUCUCCUCGAAACUCUCCAACCACCGGACCAAGAAACAGUUAAGAAAUACUACCAACUACCGGACAGACACAUGUCCCUGGCCUCCUAUCUACUCAAAUACCUCUUCAUCCACCGAACCUGCCGCAUCCCAUGGAAUGGAAUUCAGAUAAGUCGAACGCCAGCACCACAUCGUCGGCCCUGCUUUGUCCCUCCUAUAACAGACCAUCCUGAAGAUAAAGUCAUUCCCAAUGUCGAAUUUAACGUCAGUCACCAGGCGUCCCUAGUCGCGCUUGCGGGGACUAUUUAUUCCCCUUCUGAUUCUUCGCCUGAGGCGGUGUUCACACAGCCGGUUCCUUCUUCGGCUCCUCUACCGUCCGUACCGCAAGUUGGAAUCGAUAUAACCUGCGCAGAUGAAAAACGCGGAAGCAGGGCAUCCAAUCCUCCCACAACCCAUAAAGCACUGGCUGAGUUUGUCGAAAUUUUUGCUGAAGUCUUUUCCCCGCGCGAGCUAGCGGCGAUGAAGAAUGCGCGCGGGCCGACGUUACCACCUGGACCGCAAAGGAAUGCGGCGGAGGUUCAGUAUGGACUGUGGAUGUUCUACACAUACUGGGCCUUGAAAGAAGCGUAUAUAAAAAUGACAGGAGAGGCACUCCUGGCCCCCUGGCUGAGGGAGUUAGAAUUUACAGACGUUAUUGUUCCAGAGGCGUCUGAUGUGACAGGGCAAUGGAGUCGUCCAUACACGGGAGUUAGAACAUGGUUGCAUGGGAAGCUGGUGGAGGAUGUGCGGGUUGAGAUUGUGGCGUUUGGGAGGGAGUAUCUCAUUGCGACAGCUGUGAGAGGCGCGGGGAUUGGAGCUGGGAGUCGUGUUCUGGACGGUGUGGAGGGUGUUGAUCCAUGGGAGUCAUUGGAGAAGAUCGAGAUUGACAAGGAUAUUACUGCAUGUGCAAUUGGUUCAUGUCAUUGUUUAGAGCAAUAG